Molecule: messenger RNA, 717 nt
Organism: Salvia splendens (bonfire salvia)
Lineage: Eukaryota; Viridiplantae; Streptophyta; Magnoliopsida; Lamiales; Lamiaceae
Product: transcription factor HY5
Exons: 3
Coding region: 207-683 (158 amino acids)
Biological process (GO): response to far red light; red or far-red light signaling pathway; regulation of photomorphogenesis
Cellular component (GO): nucleus
Molecular function (GO): DNA-binding transcription factor activity, RNA polymerase II-specific
Source: RefSeq, a predicted model, not a curated record
UCCCCCUUCGAUCAAUCAACCACCUUAUGGCUACGAGUUAGCCACGACACUAGUUCUGAUCCGUCAGAUAAAAUCUAAUCCAACGGUUGCUGUACCUUAGAUUUUCUCCACUGUGAAAUAGCGAUAUUUACGUCCCGCUCUUUUUCGCAAAUAUCUCAUCCAUCUCUCUCUUUUAAUUCACUUUCUAAAUUGUUCGCUUUCUGAUUAUGCUGAUUGCGACAGAAGAAAUGCAGGAGGCAGCUACGACUACCAGCUCCAUUGCAGCGAGCUCUCUGCCUUCGAGCAGUGACAGAUCUUCGAGCUCAGCUCUCAACAUUGAAGUAAAAGAAGGUAUGGAGAGUGAUGAGGAGAUAGGAAGAGUGCCAGAAAUGGGCGGCGGAGGCGGAGCUGUGCAGGCUUCCGGCGGUGGUUCGAGGCGGAGAGAGAGAAGCCCUGCUGAUAAAGAGAAUAAGAGGUUGAAAAGGUUGGUGAGGAAUCGAGUAUCGGCACAGCAAGCAAGGGAGAGGAAGAAAGCGUAUUUAGGUGAUUUGGAAGUGAGGGUAAAAGAGUUGGAAAGUAAAAACGCUGAGCUUCAAGAACGCCUUUCCACUUUCCAAAAUGAGAAUCAAAUGCUUAGGAAGAUACUAAAGAAUACGACUGCUGCUUCUGAGAGCAUCCACGAUGGCGGCGAGCGGACCAGCUAGCCGAUCCCUGACGCUUGCCUAACCAUUGUAACCG